Molecule: messenger RNA, 13128 nt
Organism: Microcebus murinus (gray mouse lemur)
Lineage: Eukaryota; Metazoa; Chordata; Mammalia; Primates; Cheirogaleidae
Gene: AKAP13
Product: A-kinase anchoring protein 13
Biological process (GO): adrenergic receptor signaling pathway; positive regulation of canonical NF-kappaB signal transduction; regulation of Rho protein signal transduction
Cellular component (GO): actin cytoskeleton; membrane
Molecular function (GO): MAP kinase scaffold activity; guanyl-nucleotide exchange factor activity
Source: RefSeq, a predicted model, not a curated record
UUGCCGCCCGCUGCAGCGGCAGUCAACCUCAGCCUUCCUUAGCAACCGGUGCGCGCCGCCCAGGAGCCUUCCUAUUGGUCUCACGGAGCAUGAUGGGCAGCUGUGCCAUGCAAUCCCAGCUCGCGGUCCUUAGCUCCUCGCUUACUCACGGGAGGACUCGUAGGUGCUACCGCCCUCCCGGGCACUCCGCCCCUCCCCGGGCCGUUCGCGGCGCAUGCGCGGGCGGGCCGGGGCUGUGUGCAGGACCAGCGCGGAGCCGAGCAGCCGCGGGGAAGCGCCCGGGCUCCGCCGAGACCGUCGUACCCGCUCCUCGCCUCGGCCGCCGCCACCGCUUCAGCCGCCGCCGGGGGAGCGGCCGCCCAUUGUCUCUCUCCGCGGCGAAGGUGCGGAGCUGUUCCGGCUCGGCCCGCGGGGGAGCCCCGGAGCCGCACGUGUCCUGGGUCAUGAAACUUAAUCCACAGCAAGCUCCAUUAUAUGGCGAUUGUGUUGUUACAGUACUGCUUGCUGAAGAGGACAAAGUUGAAGAUGAUGUAGUUUUUUACUUGGUAUUUUCGGGUUCCACCCUCCAUCACUGUACAAGUACUCGGAAGGUCAGUUCUGAUACAUUGGAGACCAUUGCUCCCGGUCAUGACUGCUGUGAGACAGUGAAGGUGCUGCUGUGUGCUUCCAAAGAGGGCCUUCCCGUAUUUGUGGUGGCUGAAGAAGACUUCCAUUUCGUCCAGGAUGAAGCAUAUGAUGCAGCUCAAUUCCUGGCAACCAGUGCUGGAAAUCAGCAGGCUCUGAACUUCACCCGCUUUCUUGACCGGUCAGGACCCCCAUCUGGGGAUGUGAAUUCCCUCGAUGAGAAGGUGGCACUAGCAUUCAGACACCUGAAGCUGCCAGCAGAGUGGAAUGUGCUGGGGACAGAUCAGACUUUGCACGAUGCUGGCCCUCGGGAGACAUUGAUGCAUUUUGCUGUGCGGCUGGGACUGCUGAGGUUGACGUGGUUCCUGUUGCAGAAGCCAGGUGGCCGUGGAGCUCUCAGCAUCCACAACCAGGAAGGGGCCACGCCUGUGAGCCUGGCCUUGGAGCGAGGUUAUCACCAGCUGCACCGGCUUCUAACUGAAGAGAAUGCUGGAGAACCAGACUCCUGGAGUAGUUUAUCCUAUGAGAUACCUUGUGGAGACUGUUCUGUGAGGCAUCAUCGAGAGUUGGACAUCUACACAUUAACCUCUGAGUCUGAAUCACAUCAUGAACCCCCAUUUCCUGGAGACAGUUGCACUGGACAUAUUUUUAAACUUAUGAACAUCCAACAGCAACUAAUGAAAACAAACCUCAAGCAGAUGGAUAAUCUUACGCCCUUAAUGAUGACAGCACAGGACCCUUCCAGUCCACCCAGUGCCCCAGAGACAGAUGGCCAGUUCCUCCCCUGUGCACCUGAGCCCACGGGCGGCCAGCAGCUGUCUUCUCCUGCAGAGACCAAGAGCACCCCGUGCUGCCACGGGAGCCCUGUUGGGCAGAUCGACAGUUCCUGUGAUUUGUCAGGCAUGCUUGAGGAAGAGAAUACAGACUGUUCCUGUAGGAAGAAAAAUAAAGCUGUGGACAGAAAAGGGGAUGGAGUGGAGCAAGCACCUAUUGUGGACUCUGGAACUGUGUCUGGUGGAGACAGCCACCUUCAGAGCAUGCCUGACUGUGGAGUAAAGGGCACAGAAGGCCUUUCAUCCUGUGGAAACAGAAAUGAAGAAACUGGAACAAAAUCUUCUAGAAUGUCCACAGACCAGAAGUGUUUGAGCAGUGGAGACAGUGUACUACAAGGAGACAUGGUCAUGGAGCCAGGUGCAGCCCAGCAUUCCCCUGGAGGAGAACUGGCAGGCAGUUCAGCAACAGAGGCCAGUACCCCAGAGACUGCAGGGGAAAUGGAACAUGGUCUCAUGAACCCAGAUGCCACUGUCCAGAAGAAUGUGCUUCAAGUAGGGGAAAGUACAAUGGUAAGAUCUGAGAACUCUAGUAUCAGCACAGCUGGAGCCUCUGAUGCACAAGUCACAAGCAAGCCUGUGGAUAAAGCCAUUGUUUCCAACUGUGUCUCUGUCACUGGUUCCCUGGGUGGUAACAAACCUACUGAGUCUCUGCUUGUAGUUAGUAGUAGAGAAACCUCCGUUGAAAAAACACCAGAGACUGAAACUUUAAGAAGUUGUGAAGAGAGUGCCAAUGCUCCAGUAGAUCAGAACUCUCUGGUCAUUCCAGCCGCUGCAAAAGACAAGAUUUUAGGUGGAUUAGAACCCAGUACUCCCUUAGCAGGCACAUGUGAGACAAUAUCACCCUCAGGUUUAACCUUUCCUGGGCCAGAAAAAGAUGUAAUGCCAAACCAAAAACCAGAAACGAAUUCAUCUCAUGCUCAAAACCAAAAGAGCAAAUCACCCAUUUGUUCUGUAGCUGGAGAGGGUGAACCUUGCACGGACUCUGCAUGUCAGCAGAACACAGUGACGUCUAGUGGUGAGGUGGGUGCAAGGCAGCGCGAUGGCGCAGUUAGGCAGCCUGAAGGCACCACAGCAGGGCGGGCGGGCACACAAGAUCCGCCCACUGCCGCCUGCUGUGCAGACCCACAGGCUCACACAGUCACCUCUGUCCCUGUGAGAGACACCCAGGAAUGUGGAGAUUUUUGUCCUCUCGAAGUUUUGGAUAAAGGGGGCCAAGGAAAAGAUCUGAAACAAGAUAAGCCUUUAACAAACACACUUGAGAUAGUUUCACAUCCACAGCCAGUUGUCCCUAAAACUGAGAAAGAACUAGUGCCAGACCAGGCACUGAUAUCAGACAGCACUUUCUCUCUGGCAAACACUCCAGGCAGUGAAUCAGUAACCAAAGAUGACGAAAUUUCUUUUGUCCCCUCCCAGAAAGAAAAGGGAACAGCAACUCCUGAACUACAUACGGCUACAGAUUGUAGAGAUGGCCUGGACGGAGAUUCAAAUGAUCCCCGUAAACAGCCACUAGAAGGCAAGGCAGCCGGCCAGUCUGUGUCCCCCACUGCUGUAGAGCUUCACUCCAGCAUGGGGAACGCCAGUCCCACAGGACAUGGUGGAGAACAUGAGAGCCCCAGCCCCUCAGCAACCGCUGAAGGUCUCAGUAUCAAGGAGGAUACUGACUCUUCCCCACCAAGUGUGGGCAAGGCCACUUUGGCCUCCAAUUCGGUUUUGACUGAAGAAGGAAAAAAUCUGGUGGCUUCAGAAAGCUUGGCAGCUCAGGGACAACAGAACAAAGAUAAAGCAGUGACUUGUUCCUCCAUUAAGGAAGAUACUGUUUCUUCAGGAACACUGCAAGAAGAGCAAAGAACACCACCUCCUGGACAAGAGACACCAGGAUUCCGUGGAAAACCUAUGUCAGCUGCCUGUGCCAAGGACAACGCACUUCAGCACAGCAAUUCACUGGAUACACCCUCUGGCUGUCUUGAGGCAGAAACUAAACAUAACAAGGAAGUGGCCCCGCAAGUCUCACUGCUGACUGAAGGUGGGGCUGCUCAGAGCCCGGUGCCACCAGGAGAAAGUCUGGCUGCAGACUUGAGGCAGGAAACUUUGGGUGCAGAGCAGAACGGCUCACCUCUGUUGCCAGAUGGGUCUGAGACUCUUAAUCACAAUCGACCUUUUGCUCAGGAUGUUGGAGUGAAGAACUCUCAAUCCCAGGGAAAAACCAGUGCCUGUGAAGCGAGUGGAAAUGUGAUGGUGGGUGUUGUAGCAGCUAAUGCUCUGCAAGGUACUGCUGGACCCAGAAGAAAGGAUGUAUCACACAACAACCAAGAUACUCUGAUUCCGAACGUCUCAUUGAGCCAAGAGAAGAAUGUGGUCCUGGGUUUGCCAGGAUCUUUACCAGACAAAGGUGUGACUGACCCACAGGGAGCUGCAGCCCCAGAGAUGGUACCUCUUGACGGGGAGAAAGGGAAGUUUCUGGGAACAGACCACAGCUGUACCAUGGGCGACUCUAAGGAAGCACAAAUGGACAACGAAGCACAUUGUGUCCUGCAGCCUGUUGCCAAGGAGCCCCCGACAGACACAGGGCUCUCAACCCAUGAUGACAAGGCUCCGGCUGGAGUGAGUGAAGCAGUGCGAGCUGUGGCCCCAGGCAGGGAAAGGAGUGCUCCUUCUCGACCUUGCACGGUCUCUGCCCAAGCUGCACAUCUGCCUGAGGGAGAAGACUUGAUAGAGGAGGCUGCCAGCCGCUUAGUGGAUGCUGUCAUCGAACGAGUCAAGGCCUCAGGAGCACUGCUUACUGAGGGGGAAGUCAGUCACACAUCACCGUCCAGUCCUGAGUCUGGCCCUCUGGCUGAACAGCCAGGGGUUGCUGCUACAGAGAAAGCGAAUGCCUUUCCGCCUGGGGAGGGCUUGCCAGUGGGCAGUGUUUGUGAGGAAUCUGCGGGGAACCUUGUAGGACGUUUUGCUGGAAGGGAGGAGCCAGAGAAGAAUAUUCUGUCUGUUCAAGGGCCUGAGCCAGCGACAGAAAUGCCAGACACGAAAGCUGAAGAUGAAGUGGAUUUUCUGAGUAAUACCAGAGCGAGUUCAGUUUCUGAAGAGGGGGCUGUAGGGAGUGUAGCUGCUACGCCCACGAUGAAGCAAGGCCUGAAGACCCAGGCGAUAAACCAAGAAAACUGGUGUACAAUAGAGCCAUGCCCUGAUGCAGCAUCUCUUUUGGCUUCUAAGCAGAGCCCAGAAUGUGGGAACUUCUUGGAUGUUGGAGUGGACAGAAAGUGUGCUUCAAAACAAGAUGUACUUAAACGAGAAUCUGGGAGUGAUUCUGACCUCUUUCACUCACCCAGUGAUGAAAUGGACAGCAUCAUCUUCCCAAAGCCCGAGGAAGAGCAGCUGAUAUGUGAUAUCACCGGAUCCAGUUCUUCCACUGAUGACACGGCUUCCCUGGAUCGACAUUCUUCUCAUGGCAGUGAUGUGUCCCUCUCCCAGAUUUCAAAGUCGAACCGGUCCAGAGAUCGACAAAGCCUUGAUGGCUUCUACAGUCCUGGGGUGGGAGCCGACGGUCGAGAGAGUGAGAGUGAGCCUGCUGGCCCAGGUGACAUGGAGGAGGAGGAAAUGGACAGCAUCACCGAGGUGCCUGCGAACUGCUCCGUCCUGAGGAGCUCCAUGCGCUCUCUGUCCCCCUUCCGGAGGCACAGCUGGGGUCCUGGGAAAAAUGCAGCCAGUGACGGAGAAAUGAACCUACGGAGUUCAAUGCGAGUUCUUGGGGAUGUUGUCAGGAGACCUCCCAUUCAUAGGAGAAGUAUGAGCUGGUGUCCCUCUGGUGUGCAAUACUCUGCUGCCCUGAGUGCUGACUUUAAUUACAGAAGUUUCAGCCUCGAAGGCUUGACAGGAGAUGCUGGUGUUGAAAACAAGCCAUCUUCAUCUCUAGAAGUAAACUCUGCGAACACCAAAGAGCUCAGACACCCCUUCAGUGGUGAGAAACGACGUGACUCUUUGGUGUCACUUUCAGAAGAAGAUCUGGAGUCAGGCCAGAGAGAACAUAGGAGGUUUGAUCAGGCAUGUCACAGAUCUAAGCAGCAGGGAUUUAAUUACUGUACAUCAGCAAUUUCUUCUCCAUUGACAAAAUCCAUCUCAUUAAUGACAAUCAGCCAUCCUGGAUUGGACAAUUCUCGGCCCUUCCACACCACCAGUGCUAAUCUGACUGAGAGUAUAACAGAAGAGAACUUCAAUUUCCUGCCACAAAGCCCCUCCAAGAAAGAUUUUGAAGGGAAGAGUGGAACAAAAGUUAGUCGUACCUUCAGCUACAUCAAGAAUAAAAUGUCCAGCAGUAAGAAGAGCAAAGAAAAGGAAAAAGAGAAAGAUAAAAUUAAGGAGAAGGAGAAAGACUCUAAGGAGAAGGAGAAAGACAAGAAGACUCUGAACGGACACACUUUCAGUCCCAUUCCUGUCGUGGGUCCUAUCAGCUGCAGCCAGUGCAUGAAGCCUUUCACCAGCAAAGACGCCUACACUUGUGCAAAUUGCAGUGCUUUUGUGCACAAAGGCUGCCGAGAAAAUCUGGCCUGCUGUGCAAAGGUCAGAAUGAAGCAGCCCAAAGGUAGCCUUCAGGCGCAUGACACGUCAUCACUGCCCACGGUCAUUAUGAGGAACAAGCCCUCACAGCCCAAGGAGCGCCCUCGGUCUGCAGUCCUCCUGGCAGAUGAAACCACUACCACCCCAAUGUUUGCUAACAGGCGGUCCCAGCAGAGCGUCUCGCUCUCCAAAAGUGUCUCCAUACAGAACAUUACUGGAGUUGGCAAUGAUGAGAACAUGUCAAACACCUGGAAAUUCCUGUCUCAUUCAACCGACUCACUAAAUAAAAUCAGCAAGGUCAAUGAGUCAACAGAAUCACUUACUGAUGAGGGAGUAGGUACAGACAUGAAUGAAGGACAACUAAUGGGAGACUUUGAGAUUGACGCCAAACAGCUGGAAGCAGAGUCCUGGAGUCGGAUUGUGGAUAGCAAGUUUCUGAAACAGCAAAAGAAGGAUGUGGUCAAACGGCAAGAGGUGAUUUAUGAGCUGAUGCAGACAGAGUUCCAUCACAUCCGCACGCUCAAGAUUAUGAGCGAUGUGUACAGCCGGGGGAUGAUGACAGAUCUGCUCUUUGAACAGCAGAUGGUGGAAAAGCUGUUCCCCUGUUUGGACGAGCUGAUCAGCAUACAUAGCCAAUUCUUUCAGAGGAUCCUGGAGCGGAAGAAGGAGUCGCUGGUGGAUAAAAGUGAAAAGAACUUUCUCAUCAAGAGGAUAGGAGAUGUGCUUGUAAAUCAGUUUUCAGGUGAGAAUGCAGAACGCUUAAAGAAGACAUAUGGCAAAUUUUGUGGGCAGCACAACCAGUCUGUAAACUACUUCAAAGACCUUUAUACCAAGGAUAAGCGUUUUCAAGCCUUUGUAAAGAAGAAGAUGAGCAGUGCAGUUGUGAGAAGGCUUGGAAUCCCAGAGUGCAUAUUACUGGUAACCCAGCGCAUUACCAAGUACCCAGUUUUAUUCCAAAGAAUAUCGCAAUAUACCAAAGACAAUGAAGUGGAGCAGGAAGAUCUUUCACAGUCCUUGAGCCUGGUAAAGGAUGUGAUUGGAGCUGUGGACAGCAAAGUGGCAAGUUAUGAAAAGAAAGUGCGUCUCAAUGAGAUUUAUACAAAGACAGAUAGCAAGUCGAUCAUGAGGAUGAAGAGUGGUCAGAUGUUUGCCAAGGAAGAUUUGAAACGGAAGAAGCUUGUGCGAGACGGGAGUGUGUUUCUGAAGAGCGCAGCGGGAAGGUUGAAAGAGGUUCAAGCGGUUCUGCUGACUGACAUUUUAGUUUUCCUUCAAGAAAAAGACCAGAAAUACAUCUUUGCAUCAUUGGACCAGAAAUCAACAGUGAUCUCUUUGAAGAAACUGAUCGUAAGAGAAGUGGCACACGAGGAGAAGGGUUUAUUCCUGAUCAGCAUGGGCAUGAAAGAUCCAGAGAUGGUAGAGGUGCAUGCCAGCUCCAAAGAGGAACGGAACAGCUGGAUUCAGAUCAUCCAGGAUACAAUCAACACCCUGAACAGAGACGAAGAUGAAGGAAUUCCUAGUGAGAAUGAGGAAGAAAAGAAAAUGUUGGACACCAAAGCCCGGGAGUUGAAAGAACAACUUCAACAGAAGGACCAACAGAUCCUCCUCUUACUAGAAGAGAAGGAGAUGAUUUUCCGGGACAUGGCUGAGUGCAGCACUCCCUUGCCAGAGGAUUGCUCCCCAACCCAGAGCCCCAGAGUCCUCUUCCGCUCCAACACGGAAGAAGCUCUCAAAGGAGGACCUUUGAUGAAAAGUGCAAUAAAUCAGGUGGAGAUCCUUCAGAGUUUGGUGAGUGGGAGCCUAGGAGGCACUCUCGGGCAGGCUGUCAGCAGCCCCGUUGAGCAGGAGAGCCCGGUCGGCCCUGUUUCCCUGCCCCGGAGAGCAGAGACCUUUGGAGGGUUUGACAGCCAUCAGAUGAAUGCUUCAAAAGGUGGCGAGAAGGAAGAGGGAGAUGAUGGCCAAGAUCUUAGGAGAACAGAAUCGGAUAGUGGUCUGAAAAAGGGUGGAAAUGCUAACCUGGUAUUUAUGCUUAAAAGAAACAGUGAGCAAGUUGUCCAGAGCAUCGUCCAUCUCCACGAACUCCUCAGCACUCUGCAGGGUGUGGUGCUGCAGCAGGACAGCUACAUCGAGGACCAGAAGCUGCUGCUGAGCGAGAGGGUGCUCGCCCGGAGCUUGUCACGCCCGAGCUCGCUCAUCGAGCAGGAGAAGCAGCGCAGCCUGGAGAAGCAGCGCCAGGACCUGGCCAACCUGCAGAGGCAGCAGGCGCAGCACCUGGAGGAGAAGCGCAGGCGCGAGCGCGAGUGGGAGGCCCGGGAGCGGGAGCUGCAGGAGCGCGAGGCCCGGCUGGCGCAGCGCGAGGAGAAGGUGCAGCAGGGGCAGCGGGACCUGGAGAGGGACUGGGAGGAGUUCCAGCAGAAGAAGGGCACGUACCAGUGUGACCUGGAGAGGCUGCGCGCCGCCCAGAAACAGCUCGAGAGGGAGCAGGAGCAGCUGCGACGAGACGCGGCAGAGCGGCUCAGCCAGCGGCAGACGGAGCGGGACCUUUGCCAGGAUUCACACCAAUACAGCAAGUUGAUGAGGAUCCCAUCCUUCUUGCCCAGUCCCGAGGAGUCCCUCUGGCCACCUGCACCUUCGAUAGCCAAAUCUGCAUCGUUAGACUCAGAACUCUCAGUGUCCCCAAAAAGGAACAGCAUCUCUCGGACACAUAAAGAUAAGGGGCCUUUUCACAUACUGAGUUCAACCAGCCAGACGAACAAAGUAGCCGAGGGGCAGAGCCAGGCCCCAGCACCCACCUCUGCCUCCACCCGCCUGUUCGGGUUAGCUAAGCCAAAGGAAAAGAAGGAGAAGAAGAAGAAGAGCAAAACAGGCCGCUCUCAGCCCGGUGAUGGUCCUGCGGAAGUAUCAGCCGAAGGGGAAGAGAUUUUCUGCUGACCUUUCUCCUCUCUGCGGAGGCAGCCGCUUCCUGGUCCUGGCCAGGGGUUCCCAGCCCACCUCUCUUGCUGUCCCUGUGUGCACAAGUCUCCUACACUGGACACCCGCUGCUCCUCAGCGUUCGGUCCUCCAGGGCAGCCCUGGGUCCUGGGCAAAAGGAGCAGAAUGUGUUGAGUGUCAGGGUGGGGAGGGAAGCCCAGACUCUGCUUCGGCCAUGGCUUUGUGGCUGCCAAGGACUCGUGGGUUGGGGCUGGCCCUGCUCAGGGUAUUCCACUGAAGGUAGCGGCCCGGGAAGUGCAGGCAGUGGUUGUGGACAUGUUGGGAAUUCCUAAAGUCUGAAACAGUGUUUCCAAAUGAGGUCUGAAACUCUGACUGCCUUUUAUUUGUGGAAACAUAGCCAAAACCAGACAGCAGAUAGCUUGGACUUUAUCUGUGUACGUAUGCAGGGACCUGCAUACCCACGUGGGGUACGCCAGGAGCACGCACGGCCUGCAGGGGGCGUGUGGUCAGCUUAGCUCAGCACGAGAGGGGUGCCUGGACGCUCAGAACUUCACCGGCAGUCCUCAGAGAUUGGGUUCCCUUCAAACCCACCUGUGCACACACCACCCCCUUUUGGGCAUGUAUUCUCAUUUCAUUUUAGAAGGGAUGGCAGACAUUCGUGACAGCAGUGAGAGAAGGCGGGGCGCGUAACAGCAUGUGGCCUGCACCACCUGGAUCUCGUGUUUCAGGCACUCAAAAUUAAGUAUCUCAUUUUCUCAUCAAGUCCAGAGGAAAUACACUGGCUUUCCAAGAUGUGUGCCCACAUGUUCUGGGCACACAUGAAGUAGAGAGGCCUCCUUACCAUCUUCCUGGCAGUGUGACACUUUUUGGUUGUCACUAACCAUUCAGUAAUGGCCGGGGCCUCCUGGCAUGUUCUGAGCCCUCACAGCGGCUCCCGGGCGCUGCGCCCGGCCUGGUGGGGAGAGUGCGCCCUGCGGCACGCCGCUGGGAGGGGCCGGGCAGGAGCUGUGCUCUGAGGGCCCCAGCAAGGUUGUCCCCGCCCCCGUGCCAGGACAACUGGCAGAGAAGUAGGUUCAGGUGAAGGGUCGAGCCCAGGUGUAGCGGUUCCUGCCCAUUACACGCCAGAAGGAGCUGACCCGAAAGGUGUCAGAAGGCCUUGGCAAAAUUUGGUUUCUUAAAAAAAGUUCUAAAUCUAAAAAGUCUGUUGGUUAAUUGUAUGCACCCCUGAACGAUGGCACGGUUGCCGCCUGCUGCUGCUUUGCUUCUCUCGUUUUCUUUUCCCGCUGCGUUCUGGUCCGUGUCCGCCUGAGGCUUCCCGGCAGCUGGUUUUGCAGGACGGUUCAUUGGUAGCGUUUCCCUCUGAGGCCCCUGCACCAAAGGGAGACCCUGCGAGGUUCUGUGCUUCACAUGUGGCCUUCGGUUCCUGCUUUUUGCCCCUCAGAAGCAUGGGGCUUUGAACAUACUUUUAAAAAAACAAAAAAAAUCUGUAACCUGGUGCUUGUUGAUGAAUUGCAAGCUGGCCUUGCAGAUGGAGAUAUUUAUCUUUCAGUUUAUUUGAAAGAGGUCUGGUUUAAAAUUUCUAGCCUAGAUUUGUUUUAUUUAUUUUGUGUGUGUUGUUUUGUUUUGUUUUGUUUUGUUUUGUUUUGUUUUGUUUAAGGGUGAACCAGUACCAGCCCGACAGUUGACAGUGAUCAGUGCCAAGAGGGCCUGGCAGUGAGCCGCUCACUCCUCAGUGUCUUUCCAGGGCCUUGAAGGCCCGGGCGAAAUCUAAGGGUUGGAGAAGAGGGCCAGGUCCUUCCCUUCCCCACCCCACCUCACUGUUCUAUCAAGGGAGUCUUCUCCCUCAUUUGAGAAUUAAGAAGUUGCCACCUAUGGAUGUUAAAGUGUCUUUUACUCCCAACUAGCUAUGAUGUUUAACUUUGGUUGCUUGGUGGUGUUUUUAAAAAAAUGGAAAUUUCACCUUUGCCCACCCUCCAUUACCUUAAAACGGUUUGGUCAGGUUCUGGUUGGACAAGUUGAGACUCAGAGUCAGAAGAAUGCCCCGGGCUUCAUCCAGGAGUAUGGUCUGCGGCGCAGAAAGAACCUCUUACCACGAACUGCUUCUGCAUACCUGUGCCAUCUCUUCCCGCCUUUGAAACUGACCUCAAAGGGACCUAAUAUUGUGCUUGGGGAGUUACCUGGGUUGUGGCUGCUUGUGCUCUUGCUUAUGACUUUGAGAGUUGCUCUAGUUACCGAGUCUAAAGCCCUGUCUGGUUUUCUCUCCUGUGAGAAGGGGUGGUUUCUAGGUGACUCAGAUUGAAUUCCCCAUCGCUGUUCCCACGUGAGGAAGCCGAGCUUCUCCACCAAGCUAAAGAAAUCAGGUGCCCGAAAUUGUGCUUAAGCUUUGGGGCACAGAUGGAGAUACUAUCCAAAGUCCCCAGUGUCUAGAACCUCGUGCAUGUCCUGGAAGGGUACUGCAUCUUGUGUUGGGUGUAAUCAUCUCCGUGGUUGCCAUCUCAAUUGGGUGGCAUGCACUUUAAACGCUCCCCUCAGUUGGCUUCAUUUUUGAGACAAUCAAAAUAUAUUUUCUUCUUAGAAAAUGAAGAGGGUUAAAACAUGCAAAUCGCCAUAUUCAGCCUUUGCCAACAUUCUCUCCACCCUAUGAGAGCAAUCUGUGGGGAAGGAAUCCUUAUCGAGAUUUUUUUUUAAAGGUACGAAUCUUACCUUUUUUCCUCCCCAUAUAUGUCUCAGGGUAAUACCACUCAGAGUCAUCCCUCUGCUGAUUUUCUCCCUCACUUACUAUCUUCCCAAGGCCUCAAUAUUAAUAAGCACGAAGUUUUGAGACCAUUGGGGUUUGUUUGUCGUUUACUAGGGAGAGGUGUUAGUGUGCAAGGGUUUAAUUAAAAUACUCCCUGCCUUAAAUAAGGGUGGAACCAUAACCUUGAUAGGCCAGAACAUGAUCUAGAAAUUGCCAUCCAGAAAAGUACUUUUAUUUCAUUCUUUUGUCUCUAAGGCUCUUUUCCCAUAGCCAGCUCUGCCUUCCCGAGGAUUUUGGUAUUUGCACUGGGGCUGAAGUUGAAUGGUGGGUGGCUACUUGUGCCGAGAGGACAGCCAGGCCCUAGGAGGGGGUUUGUUUAGAAGACAGCCCUGGUGAGUGGCUUUCAGUGGCCAGAAAGAAGGUGGCUGAGGUGACUCCAGACCUGCCCAAGGGUACCCACCCUCCAUGCUUGCAUGCCCUGGAAAGGUGGAAACCUUGCAAUGACCCUUUGGAUGAAGUGGUGGCCGAGGCUGCAGGAGAUGCACGUGCCUUGCCUGCCUUCAGGACCGACCCGGUGUCGCUCCUGUCCGUCCUCAGAAACAAAGGAGGGCAAAGAGUUUGUUUGGGUUUGGUUCUUAAUUUUUGUUUCAAUGUAGCAUAACAUUCCUCGUUAACCAGAGCCUUGGAACCUACUGCCUGCUGGCCAGGUUUUGAAAUGACAGGUAUUUUAAUGCUGCCAUAAAAGGAAUUAAAAAAAAAAAAAAAAAAAGGAAGGGAAAAUAAAGGUAUCCUGCCACAUACUCAUCUAAUUUAAUUGUCAAAGAUUGACAGGCCAUGAAUUAUUUCUCCAUCUCACUGAGGUUUGAAGGUGGGCACCCCCCACUGGCUAAGUGUCCCUUGCCACACAAGCGAGUGACCUGCCCUGGAACCCGGCGGGCCCUGCCUCUGCUGCAGACCGAGGGCCUUCUGCAGGAAGCACAGAACCCACUCACCCCAGACCACGCUCGGGAGCUGUCCCCUGCCUUUCGUCACCACCCGACGUGGGGCGCGCCCAGUCUGCCUGUGGUUCAGGUUCAGCCCCGUGGCUUCCCGUGCGUUGCUUGCCCGCGUGGGCUGCGCUGGGGACCGAGGAGCUGCAGGAGGGCCGCAGGGACACGCCUCACGCCCCGCCCUCAUUGGUGGUUUCCAGAUGCUCGCUGUCUGGACGUUAAUCUGCGCUAAAUCCUAUUAAAUGAAAAGAGGGGUUAAAACCCAAAUGCUGUAUAUUAAGUUGUAAUUAUGUACAGAGUGAAGCAGUUUUAAACUGUAAAGGUUUUUUUUUUCAGUGUGUUUUCUGGGAUUUUGCCACGACAUAUGGGCUUUGUAUUUUAUUUAUCUUCUUCUCUAGUUACCGGCUUCAGGUUCUUGUAAAGUCCCCCUCCGCCCUUUCAGAAAAAUAAAUUUCCUUUCAAGUCUUGA